AUGAUCCGCCGCCGUCUAUGGUCGGCCAUCUGGACGCUCUCGGCUCGCGUGCACCCCUGCUGCGUCGCCCUUUCCGCUCUCGGCAAGCGGCACACUGCGCACUGCGCACUGGCCGGGGCUCCAAGCUCGCAGAAUUCGGCUGGUGUCGCUGCAAGUCCCUCUGCCCUCCGACACCCAACCACACGCACGCCAACCCGGAGAGCUGGCUGCAAAGUCAUCUCUUGGGCCCCUCACUGCAAAACGCCCCCCGCCAUCCCUCUCACCUUUUCCUUCUCUUCGUUGAUACCCACUUUUUGCCGCCCAGCAGCAAGCACUGCCUGCUGCGAUUUUCCUACUCUUCUCCACCCUUCUUCUACGCGAAAAUUCUGCAUCUCCUUCACCACUGUCCGCACCUACGCGUCGGCCAAGAAGAAAAAGAUGCCUCCCAAGAAAGCCGUCAAGGAGGAGAAGGUCCUUCUCGGCCGCCCGGGCAACAGCCUCAAGAGCGGUAUCGUGAGUGAGCGCCCUGCUGUCGGCCUAGCAAACGUUGGUAAAUCGACCUUGUUCCAAGCCAUCACCAAGUGCUCGCUUGGUAACCCCGCCAACUUCCCAUAUGCCACCAUCGACCCAGAAGAAGCUCGCGUCAUUGUUCCCGAUGAGCGCUUCGACUGGCUGGUAGAGCACUACAAGCCCAAGUCGCAGGUCCCCGCCAAUUUGACUGUCUACGAUAUUGCCGGUCUUACGCGCGGUGCCUCGACUGGUGCUGGUCUCGGAAACGCCUUCUUGUCACAUAUUCGCGCCGUCGAUGCCAUCUUCCAGGUAGUGCGGUGCUUCGACGAUGCCGAGAUCAUUCACGUUGAGGGUGACGUCGACCCGCUCCGUGACUUGGACAUCAUCGCCGAGGAGUUGCGCCUCAAGGACAUUGAGUUUGUUGAGAAGUCCCUCGAGAAGCUCGUCAAGGAGACCAGGAGAGGUGGUCAGAGCUUGGAGAUGAAGAAGCUCAAGGAGGAGCAGGCGACCGUCGAGAAGAUCCUCGCCAUGCUCAAGGACGGCAAAGACGUCCGAAAAGGUGACUGGACACCAAAAGAGGUCGAGGUUAUCAACCCUCUCUUCCUUCUCUCGGCCAAGCCCGUCGUCUUCCUCGUCAACCUCAGCGAGAAGGACUACGUCCGCCAGAAGAACAAGCACUUGCCCAAGAUCGCGCAAUGGGUCAAGGAGCACGCUACUGGCGACCCUGUCAUCCCCAUCUCCGUCGCGUAUGAGGAGCGCCUCGCUGCCAUGACCGAUGAGGAGUCUGCUGAAGAGCAAAAGACCGUUGGUGCCAAGUCCAUUUUGCCCAAGGUUGUCAUCACUAUGCGCAAGGCUCUCAACCUUGGCAGCUUCUUCACAACCGGUACCGAUGAGGUCAGGCAAUGGACGUUACGAAACGGCACCAAGGCACCGCAAGCUGCCGGUGUUAUCCAUGGUGACUUUGAAAAGACCUUCAUCCAGGUCGUAGUGUACAACUACAGUGUCCUGAGGGAAGAGGGCGAUGAAGCCAGCGUCAAGGCGAAGGGCAAGAUCAUGACCAAGGGUAAGGAUUACGUCGUCGAGGAUGGUGAUAUCAUCCUCGUCAAGGCUGGUGCGGCCAAGUCGUAGACCACGCACAGCUUCGGCGUUUUCUUGCUUGGCCACAUACAGUACAGACCGCACUGUAAAAAUGGCUUUGUGGUCAUGGCAACACCGAUCCAUGAAGGUUACGUCUCACACGUAUGACUGAAUGAAGAAAUGCCAUAUAAAACAAUGUCGGUAACGACUUGAAAGCAAUGAAAUCGAUCAUAUC
This is a messenger RNA of Parastagonospora nodorum SN15, 1801 nucleotides long. RefSeq lists its product as hypothetical. Bases 1 to 1617 code for a protein of 538 amino acids. The record is from RefSeq and is a predicted model, not a curated record. Gene Ontology annotation, cellular component: cytoplasm. Gene Ontology annotation, molecular function: GTP binding; ATP binding; ATP hydrolysis activity. The transcript has 3 exons. Lineage: Eukaryota; Fungi; Ascomycota; Dothideomycetes; Pleosporales; Phaeosphaeriaceae.